AUGACAGCUGACCGAACCAAGAGAUCGACCACUACACGUCGGGCUUACAAUUGCCCAAUGUGUUCCAAAGCAUUUUAUCGCCUAGAGCACCAGACACGCCAUAUCCGCACUCACACUGGAGAGAAACCUCAUUCAUGUACAUUUAAUGGCUGCGAGAAGCGCUUCUCUCGUCUGGACGAACUUACCAGGCACACCAGAAUCCAUACCUCGCCAAACAAGCGUAGAGAACGCAAGGCAACC
Phycomyces blakesleeanus NRRL 1555(-) is the source of this 240-nucleotide messenger RNA. Its product is annotated as C2H2-type zinc finger transcription factor. Lineage: Eukaryota; Fungi; Mucoromycota; Mucoromycetes; Mucorales; Phycomycetaceae. Gene Ontology annotation, molecular function: RNA polymerase II cis-regulatory region sequence-specific DNA binding. The annotation marks the transcript as partial. The transcript has a single exon. The record is from RefSeq and is a predicted model, not a curated record. Gene Ontology annotation, cellular component: nucleus; cytoplasm.